AUGGCUUCCAGCGAGGCGGAAGAAUUCUUGAUGAUCGUUGAGAUGCAGCUCAUAGAGAACUACAGUCUAGUAGCCGCUUUUGCAAUGAUGUCGUACGACUAUCUCCUGAAUCUCGGGUCGGAGACUGUCGUGAUCUUCUUACUUCAAGGACUCUUAGCUGCACGUGUAUACGCUCUUUAUCAGAAGAGACGGUUAAUCCUGGUCAUUUUGGUGAUCGGCUUCCUGAUGUCUCAAGCCAUGAACAUCUUGACAGGCAUCGUUGCGGUUGUGGUUGUACCUGGCGAGAUAGGACCAAUACGCGUUUCGGGUGUUGAGUUUUACGAAAUUUUCACGACUUCGAACUGGGUAUGGAUGUCACCGGCGGUCAACAGCAUCGAGCUGGCGUACGAGCUGCUUCUCGGCGGCCUAGCCAUACGCUACUCGAUGAAGUACCUCCCAAGACCAUUCUGGAGAUCUCCAUGGAGCUCUACCAGAACGCUGGCUGAGAUCGUCGUCCGCGACAACUUGGUGUAUUUUCUGAUGUACGCGCUGCCUUUGUAUUCGUUGGACAUCGGUACCUAA
Molecule: messenger RNA, 561 nt
Organism: Coniophora puteana RWD-64-598 SS2
Lineage: Eukaryota; Fungi; Basidiomycota; Agaricomycetes; Boletales; Coniophoraceae
Exons: 6
Coding region: 1-561 (186 amino acids)
Source: RefSeq, a predicted model, not a curated record